Molecule: messenger RNA, 2066 nt
Organism: Gopherus evgoodei (Goodes thornscrub tortoise)
Lineage: Eukaryota; Metazoa; Chordata; Testudines; Testudinidae
Gene: DNASE2
Product: deoxyribonuclease 2, lysosomal
Exons: 15
Coding region: 770-1825 (351 amino acids)
Biological process (GO): apoptotic DNA fragmentation
Molecular function (GO): deoxyribonuclease II activity
Source: RefSeq, a predicted model, not a curated record
GCCUGCGCCACGGACUGGAGCGGCCGCGCCACCAGCAUCGCCCUGUGACUGCCACAGAUGCUCGGGGCCAGACGGGCACCGGAGGGUGGCGGAGGAGAACACCUGGCUGCAGGAGCUCAUCGUGGAGGAGCUAGCGCAGGCCGAGCGCUGGCAGGGGCACUACGAGGGGCUGCUGGGGCACCAGGCCCGGCUCCAUGCCCUGCUGCAGGCCCAGAGCCUGGAGUCGCUGGAGCAGGCAGCCCGGGCGCUGCGGGACGAGCUGGAGGAGGCUCAGGGCGCCUUGUGGGAGCAGCAAGAGCAGAGCCGCCGGUGCCACGUCCACCAGCUGGAAAAAGAAAACCAGAGAUUGGCUGAGACCAUUCAGGAGCUGGAGGGAAAGGUCUCCAAGCAGAGAGCGUGGGAGAAGACCCACAAGCAGGCUCUGCAGCAGCUGCGGGUGCAGGGGGACGAGCUGCAGAGGCAACUGUGGGAUGUGGAGGCCAAUCGCCAGGCGAAGGCCGACAGGAUCCGGGAGAAGCAGCGACACGUGGAGGAGCUGAGCGGGACCAUCCGGGGACUUGCUCGAAGGACACAGCUUCCAGAGGGAGGCGCUAUACGGACCCCUGGGGACCCCGCCCGGCAGCCUCCUGUGGGAGGAGAGAGUGCGUGUCCAGACGGAGAAGCUGCUGUGUCAGGAGUCGGGGGCCUCAGGGCCAAGGGGGCGACUCCCCCCCAGGGGCUGUUUCCAUCAGAUCCUGCUUGGUGUCUCCCGCCCCCCCGGUUCCCCAGGAUGCUGCCCCUCUUCCUCCUGGCUGUGGCCCUGCCCCUGCCCCGUGUGGCUGCAGGGGGCAUCUCCUGCUAUGACGAUGCCGGGCAGCCCGUGGACUGGUUCCUGGCCUACAAGCUGCCCCGGCCCCGGCACGGCCCCCCUUCUGAGGGCAUGCGCUACAUGUACCAGGAUGCCCGCUCUGGCGGCUGGGUGCCCGGCCAUGCCCUCAUGAACAGCACCCAGAGCGCUGUGGGCAGGACCCUGCUGCAGCUCUACCAGGGGGCAAACAGGCGGACGGAAGACACGGCCUACAUCCUGUACAACGACCAGCCCCCAAAGAAUGUCACCUCCUCCACCAGUGCCCGGGGGCACACCAAGGGCGUAGUCCUGCUGGACAGUGCCCAGGGCUUCUGGCUGCUGCACAGCACCCCCCACUACCCGCCCCCCACGUCGGAGACCUAUGCCUGGCCCCACAGCGGCCUGCACAAUGGCCAGUCCUUCCUGUGCGUCACCUUUCCCUAUGCCCAGUUCAAGGAGAUCGGCACCCAGCUGAGGUUCAGCGACCCCGAGGUGUUCGACGCCCGGGUGCAGGGGCCCUUCGCCCAGGACCUGCCCGACCUGCGCCUGGCCUCCGAGAUGCAGCCCGUGCGGGAGCCCCCCUGGAACCGCAGCGUGGCCCUGACCUCGCGGGGGGGGCGCCGCUUCCUGAGCCUGGCCAAGUUCCGGCUCUUCCACGACGAUCUCUAUUCCGGCUGGCUGGCCCAGGCACUCUCCAGCGACCUCUACGUCCAGUUCUGGCCCAACUCGCGGGGGGUCCUGCCCUCCAACUGCUCGGGGCCCUACCGGGUGUAUAACAUCGAGGCGCUGGGCUUCCCGGCCCCGGGGCCCCACUUCUCGGCCACCGUCGACCACUCCAAGUGGUGCGUGAGCACCGAGGGCGCGCCCGGCUGGGCCUGCGUGGGCGACACGAACCGCAAUGUAGAGGAGGAACAGCGGGGAGGGGGGACCCUGUGCCAGCAGGACCCGGCCGUCUGGAAAUCUUAUUGCGCCCUAGUGCAGAGCUAUAGCAAGUGCUAGGAGGGGAGCGGGGGCUAGUGGGUGGAGCCGGGAUUGGGAGUCGGUCACUGCCCCAGUGACUCUCCAGGGGAACCUUGCAGUGCCUCAGUUUCCCCAUCUGUGACACUUGCACUUACCUACCUCUCUGGGGCUGUGGGGUGGGGGGAUUCAAUGGUGCUUGCGAAGCUGGGGGGGUCUCCAUGCCCCUGUAUAAAUGUGGCCCCCGCACUGGCUCUUUCAAUAAUAAUCUUGCGAUUUCUAA